AUGGCGAGGACUCAAGGUUCUGGUUUCACCCUGGGGGCGUGCUUGCUCCAACUUGCCACCCUCAUUUUGGCCAGCCCCCUCAAAGCUAAACCUGUUGCCGAACGGAAUCACGCAAGUUCAACAACAACCACGACCACUUGGUUAAAGCCCACCACUGUCACGGUCAACCCCCGGGAUCCAACCAUCACGAGAGACGCCGGAUGGACGACCACAACUGGCCCGCCGCCCUUCACCAGCACCAUCACCUCGUCAUGCAUCACCUUCGACUGGAGGUAUCCCCCCGAGGGCCAUGAACCCACGGUAUCAACAGCAACCGUCACGGCGCGCAGCACCAUCACCGUAACCGACACCGACCGCCCCCUCCAGACACAAUACGAGUUCUACCUCCCCACCGUCACCGUCACCACCCCGCUGGCCACCUACGUGUCGUACCACUGCCUCAACACGCUCGUAGUCCAAUACCACGACUGGGAGUACCUCACCUGGACGUGGUCCAACUUCGCGCACACGGCCACCACCACGGGCCUGUGCGUGACCACCUCGACGCGCUCGACCACCAUCCCGGGGGUGACCCUGCCGAGCCCGCCGCCGCGCCCGCUCGAGGACUGGGAGUACUUCAGCGUCCCCGGCGUGUCGGUGGUGACCAAGCACACGGUGGCCAUCGCGACCGACACCAGCGUCGUCUUCCCCGGCACCACCACCCGCACCGUCUGCGACAGCCGCAACCCGCACCCGACCAUCACCACGCCCUUCACCAUCCACCGCCCAAGCACGACCGUCACGGCGACGGAGACGGUGACCGAGGCGUGUGCGGAUAAGGUGAGGAGGCAGGGGGGUAGUGGGACGGGUGAGGGCUCGCGGGUCUAUCCGCCGGUGGAGGUGCGCACCGUGGUGUAUACGACGGUGACGGUGAUUGAUAACACCGUCUCGACGCUGACGGGCACGGCGAUUGUGGAUAUCAAUACGCAGCAGUUUCCGGUCACGCGGGUAGCGUACACGACGGUUGCGGGGACGAGCGUGGCGACGGUGACGGAGACGGUUUGUGCUUAG
Molecule: messenger RNA, 1050 nt
Organism: Chaetomium globosum CBS 148.51
Lineage: Eukaryota; Fungi; Ascomycota; Sordariomycetes; Sordariales; Chaetomiaceae
Exons: 1
Coding region: 1-1050 (349 amino acids)
Source: RefSeq, a predicted model, not a curated record